Messenger RNA from Biomphalaria glabrata, 681 nucleotides. Its product is annotated as cytochrome c oxidase assembly protein COX11, mitochondrial-like. Lineage: Eukaryota; Metazoa; Mollusca; Gastropoda; Planorbidae. Gene Ontology annotation, cellular component: mitochondrial inner membrane. The record is from RefSeq and is a predicted model, not a curated record. Gene Ontology annotation, molecular function: copper ion binding.
AUGGAAAAAUUCUGUUAUGCCUCAGUCAAGUCAAUAUCUACCUCAACUAGGAGAUCUGGUGGCCAACUAACAGACUCAAAUAAAACUGGUUUAAUCUACAUUCUUGCUGUGUUUAUUUUCAUGCUUGGUGGUGCUUAUGCUGGAGUACCCCUGUAGAAAGUGCUUUGUCAGGCCACAGGAUUAGGUGGUCAAGCUGUGAAAGGGCAUCACACGGAUUAAAUAGAAACCAUGGAAUCAUGGGAAAAGUGUAUUGGAAUAAUAGUGAAGCUUAAUGCAGAUGUUGCGUCAAGUGUGAGAUGGAAUUUUAAGCCUCUACAGACAGAAGUGACUGUUUAUCCUGGAGAAACAGCUUUAGCAUUUUAUACAACUAAAAACCCAACUGAUAAACCAAUCAUUGGUAUUUCAACAUACAAUGUGUUGCCCUACGAGGCAGGCCAAUAUUUUAAUAAAAUUCAGUGCUUUUGUUUUGAAGAACAAAGAUUAAAUCUUAAUGAGCAGGUGGUGGACAUGCCCAUGUUCUUCUACAUUGACCCUGAGUUUGCAUAAGAUCCAAAGCUGGAGCACGUUGAGAGCAUCAUGCUGUCUUAUACAUUUCUUGAGGCCAAGGAAGGUUUGGCACUCCCACUGCCAGGUUACCAUCAGCCACACAUUACGGCGCCUGCUACAGUUGCCACACCUUGA